Messenger RNA from Prorocentrum cordatum, 1494 nucleotides. Lineage: Eukaryota; Dinophyceae; Prorocentrales; Prorocentraceae. The record is from the annotation of a GenBank genome assembly.
UUGGCCCAAGCCCGGAUCUUCACGCAAGCUUUUACCGGAGCUGAACCUCAUCCAUACCUGUUCUGAUACCAUGGCGCCCGCCUGUGCGGCGGCCGCCCUCCUCGCCCUCGUGGCGCCCGCGGCCCGCGCGCUGAUCUUGGAGGCGCGGGGCGGCUGCGGUUCCUCCCCGAUGGACUUCCCCGCCUUCGUCGAGGAGUACGGCCGCGCCUACCUGCCCGGCUCGGAGGAGUACGCCCUGCGCCGGUCGGUCUUCGAGGCGCGGGCCGCGCGGAUAUCGAGCCACAACUGCGACCCGACGGUGCUGCACACGGCCGCGGUCAACCACCUCACGGACUGGACCGGGGAGGAGCUGGCCACGCUGAGGGGCCACAGGUCCCGCCGGGGCCGAGGGCCCGAGGCCCUGGGUCAGACGCCGCUGCUGCUGGCGAAGCGCGGCAGGGGCGUCGCGCAGCCCGUGCCCGCGAACUUCUCCUGGAGCCACUUGGCCGCCAUCAAGGCCGACAGCGCCACGCAGGGGUCCUGCGGGAGCUGCUGGGCGCACGCCUCUCGGCUGACCAUGCAGGCCCGGGCAGAGGUCAAGGGGUUGAAGCACGUCGGAUGGUCUGCCAGCCAGCUCGUCGCGUGCACACCGAACCCACACAACUGCGGCGGCCAGGGCGGCUGCCAGGGGGCCACAGCGGAGCUCGCGUACGAGUACGUGCUGAACAAGGGCCUGCUGCCUGACGACGAGUACCUCGACUUGACCGGGGAGGACAAUCAGUUCGAGUGCCCCAGCUCAUUGAAGGUGUCAUCCGAGGUCGCCACAAGGGGCAUCGUCGGCGCUGACGGCAGCGAAGAGCACCGCGCAAAGGCAAAGAUGGCCGGGCGCGCCCUUGGCCUCACCGGGUGGACGAAGUUGCCCGAGAACAAAGAGGACGCGAUCGUGCGGGAGUUGAUGACCAACGGCCCCUUGUACGUCGCAGUGGCCGCCGGCGACGGUUGGUUCGACUACAGCACUGGCGUCAUGACGGAGGCCUCGUGCGACAGGGACAACACCCUGAACCACGCAGUGGUUCUCUUCGCUUGGGGCGUUAAGGCGAAGACCGUGCGCGGCCCGGUCAAGUAUUGGCAGAUCAAGAACUCUUGGGGUCCGCAAUGGGGAGAGAGCGGCACUGGCCGCUUCCUCCGGACGGACAACGAGGAGAAGGUGUGCGGUUGGGACGAGGACCCCCAGGCGGGCUCGGGCUGCGACGGCGGCCCCUCGAGGGUGUGGGUCUGCGGCACCUGCGGCGUCCUCUACGACGCCGUGGCGCCGCAUUUCUGAGGGCCGCCGCCGGGGGACCAGCGCCGGGCCUCGACCUCCUCGUCGAGGUGGUUGCGUCCUCUUCCGCCUCGCCACCUCUCACGCCUAAGCGUUGGAGAAUGAUGUUUCGCAUUUCUCGCGCGCUGACCUGACGGCACGGUCCGUCCCGCUUGUGGUCUUCUCGUGAACAUUGACCACCAGAGGAAAGGAGG